Hyposmocoma kahamanoa is the source of this 7231-nucleotide messenger RNA. Its product is annotated as eukaryotic translation initiation factor 4E transporter-like. The coding region runs from base 60 to 3191 and encodes 1043 amino acids. Lineage: Eukaryota; Metazoa; Arthropoda; Insecta; Lepidoptera; Cosmopterigidae. The record is from RefSeq and is a predicted model, not a curated record. The transcript has 25 exons. Gene Ontology annotation, biological process: negative regulation of translation. Gene Ontology annotation, cellular component: cytoplasm; nucleus. Gene Ontology annotation, molecular function: mRNA binding.
AGUAAAGUUACAAAUUUUUGUGCCGCCAUUUUGUCGCGUCGCGUCACUUUGAGUUAGCCAUGGUUAGUAAGGAAAAAGACGUUCCUGCUCAAGUUGGGGAAGUGAUGAAGAAAAGUAGGCGACGUAGACGUCGAGCUGGGUCCCGGGCGGCGAAGAGACGAGCACGGAAAGCCAAUAUGACCCUAACCAUAUCUUCUGCGUCUGACAAUAUUAUAUCUCCAGUAAAAUGUGCUGUCCACGCCUUCCUUCUUCGGUACCAAAGCGCCUUGAGGAAGGUCCCCGCCCACAUCCCGCCAAGAGUCCACGCUGGACCUCCUUCGAAACGUGUCAAGAGAGUAUCAUGGCGUCAUGACGAAGAGGAGUCGGUGGGCGUUGGCGGGGGUGGCGGUGCAGGCGGGGGCGACCCGGCGGUGCUGUGCGUGGGUCCUGCACGACGGCCUAUUUCGUACUCGCGCGAUGAACUGCUGCGUCUACGCAACUCGCCGCUUGUCAAGCGCGGGCUUGAGAACGCCUUCGCUGGAUGCGAUGCUCUUGCACUCGUGCUGAAACGGCGUUCUGAUUCACCCAAUGAAGAAGAUCGGGGCGCUAGAGGGGACGCUCCUAACGAAAAUCAUAAGGGUGUAUAUGGACGCGAGCGCGAUCGCGAGAGACGCUCAGCGGAUCCUCGAGAACGUGUCCGCAAGGAGAGCGAACCGAGCGGAGGUGGGAUUGUGCUGUCCCCGCAGCGUCGUUCGUUUACGUCAGGAUGCGGCGCGCCGGCCGCGGCCGCCCCGCCGCCGCACGUGGCCCGGACGAGACCAGAAUCGCCAUUGGGGGCCACAACCGUGCAGCCUCCGGCGCAAGCUAUACCAGCCAAACCUGACCAAGGUCGUCGUAUCGGGUCUGGCCGCAUAAUGGUGCGCGACGCGAAUGCUGGUUGGGAGGAAGGCGAGUGGGGCGGUGGGGCUGAGCCCUACCGACCCCCGCGCGACCGCGACUCGCAUGCCCACCGCGCCAACAACGACAGGUUCGAGCGUCGAUCGUUUGGGCGCGACUCCUACUCCUCUGACAUCAAGAGGGAACGGGACGAAAGGUUCAAUAACGAUAAAGGGGGCCGCGAUAGGGAGGACAACCGCAGAUCUGGUGGUCGCUACUCUCAACGCCGCUUUGAGAAAGAAGAUGAACCCGAAUGGUUUAGUGGAGGUCCCACGUCUCAACUGGAAACGAUCGAGCUGCGAGGUUUCGAUGAGCCCACCAAGAAAAAUGGAACUUCGAACACCAAAGAUGAGAAAUGGAACAACGGCGGUUCUCGUUCGCCGGAGCGCUGGCGCAGCGAGGCCGUCUCGUCACCAGUGCCGCAGAACAAUAACGACGCAGCCAACAAUAGCAAUGAUAAGGACUCCGGUGUGGAGUCGAAGACCGACGAACCUCAACCAAACCCCGAGCAGCCGGACUUCAACCUCGAUGAGUUCCUCAAAUUCGAUUCCAUUCCAGACGUCCUCACUAACGGUGGCAGCGAAUCUGAAGGAGGGAGCCGCUUUAGCCGCUGGUUCCGCCGCGAGAGUCCCACCAACGAUACCAGGCACUACGAUCGACUUCUACAUAAUAUCGUUGAUGACCUGGACAGCUCCACCCGCCUCGAGCAACCGCCGGCGCCUGCGCCGGAGCCGGCGAACGUGUUUGCGCCCAUCUCCCCGGCGGCACCGCCAUCUCUGCUUGAGCUGCUGCGACGGGCCAACGCUAACGCCGAAUCUAGAGCUGAAUUGAACUCAGUGGGUGGUGCAAACGCGAACGCUGGUGGUGCAGGCAAGAUUCACAGCCUUGAAGAGCUCGAGGCUCGUCUACGCCCGCACCACUCGCAACCCAUGCCGCAACCGGAUCACGAUCUCUCCGCCUUCAAGCGCCUAUUGGCGCAAGUGUCCGGCGGUCAUGCAGUUCCGGCCGCCGAGCAACAGCGCGCCCCGCACCAGCCUCAGCCGAUGAGUCUACUUCAGAUGCUGAACAAGAGCAUGGAGCAGCAGCAGAAGGUGCACGCGCCUGCGCAGCCGCACAUCCCGCAGGAGCUCCUUUACAAGCUCCUGCAGGUGCAGCAGGUGACUCAGCAGAGAGCGGCAAUGCAGGCGGGAGAACUGCCACACGCGCCCGCGCCCGCACCCACGCCCGCGCCCAUCGCGCAGGCCGACCGCGACCUGCUGCAGCGGCCGGAGGCGCAGGCCAUUAUUCACGGUCUAAAAGCGGGCGAGAUCACAGUCCAGCACCUGAUGCAGCAGUUAGGCAACCCAGGACUGCAGAGCCGCCACCGCGAGGUGCUGCUCACCAUCCUGCGCUUGCACCAGCAGCAGAGACAGCAGCAGAUGGGUGGGUCCCCAUUGCCGACAGGCGUAGGUGUCGCGAACCCGGCGGCACACCUGGUCGUGCCGCCGCACCACCAGCCGCUGCGUCUCUCGCCGCUGCCUCAUCCCGCGUUUUGCGUGUCCCCGAUUAUGCCGACUAGCCCGAACACGCUCGCCGUACAUCAUCCAGGUGUCCAAGCCCGCAUACCCUCGCCUCGAGAGCUGGCAGCCCACACGCAGUCCAUAAUGCAAGGGGCCCUCAUCAAGAAGAAACUGGAAGAACAGCGCGAAAACUUCCGCCGUCGUCAGGAGAUGCAGCUACCGAAGCAACCCACGCCAAUAUCGUUUACUCCCACCUCAGUACUUCGCAAAAUGACGGCGGAGAAGGAAUCGGACGCUCAGAGUCCCAAACAGCAAUGGGCCCAACCGCCUAAGGUGCCGCAAGGACGACCAAUAGUCAAGGGCAACCAAAGCGGUGCAGCGCCUGUGAUGGGUUACGUGCCCUCCCCUGCCGACUACCAGCAGCACUAUCUCAAUCAGCAACAGCAAAUGGUAGCCGGAAUCCGUCCGUUCCCUCACUCACAACAGAGGCAGCAAGUACCGGCUUCGUUUAACAACAUGAACAACAUGGCACGCAGCGUUGCAGGCGGCACCACGCUACACCAGCUGCUCGUUCAAUCGCACCAGAGGAGCCUCAAUGAAAUGGGCGGCAGCGGCGGCACCGGAGGCGGAGACAACCAGUUAGCUAGAUGGUUCUCACCGGAGCUCCUGGCUCGUGCAUCCGCUGGCAAACUGCCUUCCGUGCAUGUCCCUAACGCUCUUUCCCUUGAGGACCUCGAGCGACACCACCAUUCACCAGCGCCGCCCGUCCGCAACUGAGCCCGACGACACCCCGCUACAACCGUUUAUAUACCUAGAGGGGAGGAAGCAUCGUGAAAUUAAACCGAGUACCUUAGUUGCAUCCAUCAAUAUAGAAUGUUAAAAGAAGUCCUAUUUAUUUAUUAGAGUAAAAAAAGUAAGAGAAAUGAAUUGGCGGAUGGUGAAUGGAACUAAGUUACUAUUCGGAUAUUGUGAAAUUCAAAUUUUAAAGUUUACAAGGGCAUCACCUCUUUCUAUGUGGUUGGUGAUGUGUUGUUUUUUGUCUGCUCGUACAAGUUUAGAGGCUAAAUUGUAAUUCCAGUAUCACCUACAGUGCUUAUUCUAUGUUUUUUUUUGUUUUGCGCUAAAAUCGAUAGGGGGUUAUUGUUUUUCUAUACUUCGGUCCACUAUCCUAACUUCAUUCGGAUACUUUUUGACAUAAGGAAAUCCUUGUGUCAUUUGUCAUACCGUACAGAAGUCACAAUAUAUAUGGUUGCCAAAAUCAGUAUGGGUAGUGGAAUUUCCAGCACCAAAUUAGAGCUCAUGACGUCAUCACAAGGGAAUUAAGAUUAUAAAUGUCAAAUCGUGUCCUGUGACCUACCCUUCGACACUACAAAAGCUAACUCGUGUUCCUUUUUGUAACCUAAUUGAGUUCUGAUUGGACAGAUUUUUUUCUUAAUUAUGAACACACCACUUAUGCCAUAAUACCUAAAUUUCUAAAAUAUAAUCCAGUAACAAUGGUUAAUAGUGUUAACACUUUUACCUGUGAAAGAGAGAAGAGAGAAUUUAAGAUCUCUCGAUAUUAAAUUCCUGCUUGGCAACUGAAUCUACUCUGUCUUCAAUCCAGCUUUAGACUGCGAUAUUUUAUUCAAUAUUGACUCUGUAAUAUCGUCUUUUGUAAACGCAGUUUUGUCGUGUAGAGUACAUUUUGGAAUUUUCUCUCAAGACUUUACAGACUUUAAAAUAGCAUUGUCUAAGAACACCAUUUUCUGUUUUCAACACCAAUAGAAUGGGCUGCAAUGACGAACAAAUAUUUUUAGACAUGAAACUUGUUAUUUUUCCCAAUUAUAUUGUUUUACCCUACCACGACGGAGUUUACAAAAGGGAGGAUAUUUUUUAAAUCCUUGUGGCGAGUGAUAAGUGGAAUUGAAUAAGAUAGGUUUAUACAAUGGGAAAAAAAUUAUUUUGAAUUGUUUUGCUUUACGACAAUUCUAAAGACAAAAUUCGAGUCUUGUAAUCAUAAAUUCUGAACAAUUCAUGUUCUUAAAUUAGUUAGGAAAUCACAAAAUGGUUUUUCUUCUUCCCAUACAAAGAUCAACUGUUACUUGGUAUCGAGAAGUUGAUUUAUUUUUUUUGCUUUUUCCUGAAGUUUUUGAACGAAAGUUAUUCACGGGUAAAUUUUCUAAAUUUGUUUCGCCCAUUGAUUUUUGAAAUUUAAAUAUCCAUUGGUAAUCUAUCGACUUAUUGGCAAGUAGCUCGGUCAUGACAGCUUAAAACAAUGCCAAACACCAUAUUUGGUUACAAAAACGCUGCGUUUUUACCUGUCACUAUCGAGCUUUAUAUAUGCCGCAAAAUUAGCUUCAGUCUUUUGAAAAUUUACACAAAAUAUUCUUCGACUUCCAUUCAAAAAUUUAUAAUAUUAGUGUGAAUUUUCAAAAAAAAAUAUUCCGUAAAUCCAGUUAAAUAAUUCACGUAAGGUAAAUUCUUGUGGCCGUCGAUGUAGAAGCGAUAUUAGAAUUAUUCUCGUGAUACAUCAAUAUCGCUAUCGAAAUAAUAACAUUUAACAUUGCAUAGAGUUGAUAAAAAUGUAGUAAAUUACCUCAAGUAAUAAAUUAAAAGAGCAAAAAAUGCAAAUAACAUGAUAAGAAAUACCUACUUUCAAUAUUGUUAAAAAAAUUUGACGUUUAUAGCUACUUAAUACAACUUUUUCGGUCUCAAGAACACAAACUAAACUUAUUUUAAUAUUAAAUGCAUCUGUUUCUUUCUUUAACAGUCAGAAAAGGUCUGAAGAUUUAUUAGCGCUGGCAAAUUGGUUUGCUUAUGACAAGGAGGAUGCUUGUGAACAUAAUAAUACAAAUCUAUAAUUAAACCUGUAUUUUACUUUUUGUUACGAAAUUAAUAGGUGCAUAUUUAUAAAAUAAGAAUAUUGAAUAAAUUUAGAUUGCGUUCUCUGGAAUUUACACUAUUCUUGUCUUGUACCGUUCAAACAAGUUCGGCUAUGUAACAUCUGGCGAUCAUAUGCUCUCGAGGCUUCGGUGUCUGGAGUGUCGAUUUAAAUAGCAGUCAUAUCCAGUCUUAUUAAUUGACAAAUUGAAAAGGUAGAAGCUGAUAAAGGGUGUUCCGUUUUGGUGUAUUUCUUUAUAGCUAUAUUUAAAUGUAGAAUCUAGUUGUGACAUGUCUUAAUGGCCUCUACAUCUUUAUUUAUACAUCCCUCUGUCAGCUCCCUUGAUGUGACUUUAAUAAUGGGAGCGAAAUCCUAUCCCCUGUAACCAUGACGGACAGUGGUACUGAACGGAAGCUGAUUGGUUCAGUUGGGAAGAUUACAAAUGGCUUGCGUUCCGUACUUUUAACAUCUGUCGGCUGACACAGCUGUGCGUGAAUGUGUGUGAAUGUGAGAGAGAACUAUAUGUACAUGUAUGAUGACUAUGGUUGUGUUUGUAAGCAUUUUUGUUACUACGUCAUUUUCGUGAGGAGGAGAUUUUUUCGUUAUAAAAAUAAAGAGCUAUUCGUCAUUUUCCAUGUCUAUCGUCUCCACUUAUUGCGGACUAGACAUUUUAGGGUGACCUUUUAAGUUGUCAAUCGCGACUUUUGUAACGAUUUUGGAAUUUUGCACAUUCGCCCGCGAGCGUAAUGUUUGAAAUUCCUUAAUAUAUUUUUUUAAAAGUUUUACGAUUUGCUCUACUAUACGAGGUUUUAGCAAGUUACGAAUAUUUUCCUUUAAUUUUUUUUUGAAAACCUUGAGACCUGAGCUAAAACGGCGAUUGGAUGUCAAUUAUAAGUUGACCCAUGGGCAUUAGCGUAAUUUGUUACUGUCCAUACCGAGUCGUUAGCUCAACAAGUCAAGCAACACUUGAAUACUUAAUAGAAUAGUUCCUCAUUUCGCCUUUGCCUUCGCAGAAUAGAUCAUAAGAAUGGAUUGCGUAACCUUCUUAGUUACAAGAUGGGACAAAAGGGACGUGGUCAGGUUGGACCUUAAUAAAAUUUGUCAUCAAGUUUUGGUCAUGUCUGUCUCAAUUUUUUAAUUGAUUUUUCGAGUUAAUAACCACUUGCAGUGAGACGAAGGGUCCAUACAACACGACUCCCAAUUUAUUGCCUACAAUAUUAUCUAAUUUGGGUGUUGAACGAGAAACAAAACGUCUGGCUUUGCAGCAUUUGCUGCGUACCUUAUUCAAACAUUGCCCUUACUAUCGGUAGAAUUACGCAAAAGGAGCACGGACAAAAGAGCUUUCUCUUCGCGUUUCUCACCUGCAUAUUCUUUAAAUUCGACUGUUUCUGAAUGUUUUCUGCAUGAUUAUUACUUGACUACGUCACCUAGUUUCUAGCACAGGUUUCAAUUAAUUUAGACGUCAUUUUGAAAUGAAUUUGAGAGAUAGUAAUGUAAGAAUCAUGAAGUGUUGUCGGUAUUGGAGAUGGAAGUGUUCUUUGCGACCACGACUGGCGAACGCAUUAGAUGCGUUCACGUUGCGAAUAUUGAGAACUGGCUACUUCUAUAGUGCGUUUGUCUUUACAGUAAACCACACACUGAUAACAGUCGAAAUUCUACAAAUUAUUACGUACACUGUUGUAAAAUUUUGAUCAAUCUAAAUAUGUGUGUGGCUUUAUAAUGUGGAUGUCUUUAUCGCUAUACUAAUUUUAGACCUAGUCAUUUGGAGGGCCAGUUUUCAAUGCCGCAUCUAUUUUGGUUCUUACCUUGUUUUAAAUAGUGGCGAAAUUUCAGUUCGACAUGUUACGAUAUUUAUCAGAGGUGAAUAUCGUGUAAAAAGCGCUGCUGUGACGGCUCUUACGUAUUAACAACAAGAAAUGUCUCCUGUAAGCUUUAAAUUAUUGAUUAAAGAAAAAUU